Messenger RNA from Heterocephalus glaber (naked mole-rat), 1204 nucleotides. Its product is annotated as cytospin-B-like. NCBI's taxonomy places the organism in Eukaryota, Metazoa, Chordata, Mammalia, Rodentia, Bathyergidae. The record is from RefSeq and is a predicted model, not a curated record.
GGGGCGGGCCGCGCCAGGAGGGCAGCGUGGAGGCGAGGUGGGCGGGCCUCAUGCAGAUAAGGGGGUGGGGCCCGCCUGCAGGCCCGAGGAGCACUCUACCGGCCGCAGCCGAGAACCGGAAGGCAUCCGGCCCUUUCUUUUACUGGAGCGGACCCGCGGACGCAGCUGCCUUGUCCGCCGGUGCCGAUGCGUGCCGCGGUCGCCUUGUCGGAGGCCGACCAGCUGGCUGCUACCCGAGUCGGGCCGAGCAUGGGCAACCACUCGGGACAUCCGGAAGAUCCUGAGCCAGUGGCUGUUCCAACAACCAAACGGACAGGCAUCCCAACUCCCCGGGAACUCUCAGUAACUGUCUCAAGAGAGAGGUCUGUGGCACGAGGGCCCUCCAACCCAAGGAAAUCAGGGUCCAGUCCAACUUCCUCCUGCACUCACACCCCUACUAAGCACCUGAGGACCACUUCUGGAAAACUAAAGCAAGAGAACGAAGGGGGAGAGAAGGCUGUGCUUGAAUCCCAAGUUCGGGAACCUAUAGCAGAAGCCAAAACCAAAGAUAAUGAAAUCAACAGGCUUCGAAGCGAACUAAAGAAAUCCAAGGAAAGAAUGGCCCUGAGCACCGAGGGGACUGAUGCUUCAGAUCAAAGUUCAGAUGGAACAUCAGUUCCACCAGGAAACACAGAACCUUUGAUAAGAACCCUUGAAGAGAAGAACAAAGACCUUUCAGAAAGAGCUUGCUGACCUAGAAGAAGAUAACCAGAUCUUGAAGGAAAAACUGACUUACCUUGAGCAGUCACCAAAUUCAGAAGGGGCAGCAAGUCACACUGGUGAUAGCAGCUGCCCAACAUCUGUAACUCUAGAGUCAAGCUUUGGAAGCCCAACCGGAAAUGAACUGUGAAGUGAAAUUGAUGAGUAUAAGAAAAACACAUAUGGAAAUACGUUACGGACAUCCGGUUCUUCAAGCAGUGAUGUUACCAAAGCUUCUUUGUCACCAGAUGCCUCAGAUUUUGAGCAUAUCAUCACUGAUACCCCGUCUCGGCCCCUGUCCUCCACCAGCAACCCUUUUAAGAACUCCAAGUUUUCAACCACUGGGAAUUCUCCAAACAAUGCAAGUGAGCUGUCCCUUGCUUCCCUUACAGAAAAGAUACAGAAGAUGGAAGAGAAUCACCACAGCACUGCAGAGGAGCUACAGGCCACUCUACAAGAGUUAUCA